Centropristis striata (black sea bass) is the source of this 2523-nucleotide messenger RNA. Its product is annotated as tropomyosin alpha-1 chain. Gene Ontology annotation, biological process: actin filament organization; muscle contraction. Gene Ontology annotation, molecular function: actin filament binding. Bases 398 to 1135 code for a protein of 245 amino acids. NCBI's taxonomy places the organism in Eukaryota, Metazoa, Chordata, Actinopteri, Perciformes, Serranidae. Gene Ontology annotation, cellular component: actin filament. The record is from RefSeq and is a predicted model, not a curated record. The transcript is spliced from 8 exons.
AGACUCUUAUUUCUACAGUCUAUGGUUCGGGGCUGUGAUUUUGAUAGGGUUGGCUCAAUUUACCAGUAGGGGAUGGACUCAAAACACCUCGUGAACCUACCUUAGAGUUUCAGAGCCCGACACUGAAUACAAUAAAUGACCUGAAAUUAAUUUGAAACAACACUGGAAAUCAGCGCAAUUACUAUACAUCUUUAAUUAUUUGACAACUUUUAUUUCUUGCGGGUAAAAAGCGGGUACUUCCGGGGUGGAUGGCACGUCCCAAUCCUCAUCAGCGGCUGAUUAAAGGCUGUGGGGGCAGGGAUCAAACGCGCCGCAUCUCCCAGUGUGGCUCUCUCCGUUGGGGCAGCCCGUACAGAGCUGAGGGGAAACUAGCUUAGCUGAGACAAAAAGAGCAAAAAUGGCCGGUGGGAGCUCUCUGGAAGCUGUGAAGAAGAAAAUUAAGUCGUUACAGGAGCAGGCCGAUGUGGCAGAGGACCGGGCAGCGCUCCUACAGCGGGAACUGAACCAGGAGAGGAGUGCGAGGGAAUCAGCUGAGGGAGAUGUAGCUUCCCUGAACAGACGUAUCCAGCUGGUUGAGGAGGAGUUGGACCGUGCACAGGAGCGUCUGGCCACAGCGCUGACCAAGCUGGAGGAGGCUGAGAAGGCUGCAGAUGAGAGCGAGAGAGGCAUGAAGGUUAUUGAGAACAGAGCAAUGAAGGACGAGGAGAAGAUGGAGCUGCAGGAGAUCCAGCUGAAGGAGGCCAAACACAUUGCAGAGGAGGCUGACCGCAAAUAUGAGGAGGUGGCCCGUAAGCUCGUGAUCAUUGAGAGCGACUUGGAACGUACAGAGGAGCGCGCCGAGCUGUCUGAGGGCAAAUGCUCUGAGCUUGAGGAGGAGCUGAAAACGGUGCAGAACAACCUGAAGUCUCUGGAGGCCCAGGCAGAGAAGUACUCACAGAAGGAGGACAAGUACGAGGAAGAGAUCAAGGUUCUUACAGACAAGUUGAAGGAGGCUGAGACUCGUGCUGAGUUCGCUGAGAGAUCAGUCGCCAAGCUUGAGAAGACCAUUGAUGACCUGGAGGACCAUCUAUACAAGCAGCUUGAGAAAAACCGCCUUCUGACCAAUGAACUGAGAGUAGCCUUAAACGAGGCUUAAACUGUAAUGGGCUUUCGUUUGCUUUCAUUCUUCUGAAUCUCAAAAGUCCGGGCAUAUUGUGUAACGCUGUGAUAUAAAAAGGGUGUAGACAACCGUGUCUAUGACACAAAGCUUAAACCAAGUAAUGCUUCAACAAACCGGAAUACAAGAUUUUCACAUUAUGCAUGCCGUUUCAGAUGGGACGUUGGACAACCUGAAGCUAUAAAAAGUUGCAGAACGGAUUUUGUUAUACACUCACUGGCCACUUUAUUAGGCACACCUUGCUUGUACCAGGUUGGGGGUCGUUUUGCCUUCAGAACUGCCUUAAUUCUUAGUGACCGAUUCAACAAGGUGCUGGAAACAUUCCUCAGUUUUUGGUCCAUAGUGACAUGAUGGCAUGAUCAUGAUCACACCGUUGCUUCAGAUUUUUUGGCUGAACGUCUAUAGUGUCAGUGUCCUGUUUCACCACAUCCCAAAGGUGCUCUGUUGAAUUGAAAUCUGGUGACUGUGGAGGCCAUUGGAGUACAGUGAAGUCAUUGUCAUGUUCAAAUAAAACCAAUUUGAGAUGAUAUGAGCUUUGUGGCAUUGUGUUAUGCUGCGGGACGUAGCCAUCAGAAGAUGGUACACUGUGGUCAUAAAGGGAUGGACAUGGUCAGCAACAAUACUCGUGUGGUGUUUAAAUGGUGCCCAAAGUGUGCCAAGAAAAUAUCCCCCACACCAUUACACCAGCAGCAGCAGCAGCACCCUACCAUCUGAUUGUAGCACCAGAAGUCAAGACUAAUCAGACCAGGCCUUCUUUUUCCGUUUUUUUUUUCAAUAUUGGUGAGCCUGUGCAAAUUGUAGCCUCAGUUUCCUGAUAGCUGACAGUGUGACUGUGGUAGUCCAUCUGCUUCAAGGUUGGACAUGUUGUGCGUUCAGAAAUGGUCUUCUGCAUACCUUGGUUGUAACAAGUGGUUAUGAGUUACUGUUGCCUUUCUAUCAUCAUUCUCCUCUGACCUCUAGCAUCAACAAGGCAUUUUGGCUCACUGGAUAUUUUUUUGUCUCAUUCUCUGUAAACUCUAGAUAGUUGUAGAUCAGCAGUAGUGAAAUACUCAGACCAGCCUGUCUGGCACCAAAAACCAUGCCACGUUCAAAGUCACUUUGAUUACCUUUCUUCUCGAUUCUGAUGCUCGCUUAGAACUUCCGCAUGUCUACAUGCCUAAAUGCAUUGAGUUGCUGCCAUGUGAUUGGUUGAUUAGAUAUUUGUGUCAACAAGCAGUUGAACAGGUGUACCUAUGAGUGAGCCAGUGAGUGUAUGAUUUUUCAGUUAUCGACAGGGCUGUAACACUUCAGUGUAGUUGAAAUCUGCACGGUGCUGUUGCUCCGAGGGUGCUGAUGCUUGUGCCUGAAGGACAGCUCACAACAAAAUC